Molecule: messenger RNA, 3932 nt
Organism: Labrus bergylta (ballan wrasse)
Lineage: Eukaryota; Metazoa; Chordata; Actinopteri; Labriformes; Labridae
Gene: arhgap42a
Product: Rho GTPase activating protein 42a
Biological process (GO): signal transduction
Cellular component (GO): cytoplasm
Molecular function (GO): protein binding; GTPase activator activity
Source: RefSeq, a predicted model, not a curated record
CCUUCAUUCAGAGCCGUAUGCAGACGGAGUUAGCGAGAAAGUUUUUUUUUUCUUACAGCUUUCACACAUCCAAAACAUAGAUUUGCCGCUUUCAUUCCGCGACCCACCGCUGUUUUUUAAUGAAGAAACCAGUACUUGGAAAGUCGGAGCGAUGUUUACGUUAACUAUAUCUAUUAAUAAACGAGAGAGUAGCAGCAGUAGAGUUCGUCGUGUAGCCUAGCCAGUUUCUCUGUGUACGAGGCUCUGCUGUGUUUCCAGUGUCCGGAAGUUCUGAGGGGGGAAAAAAGUGAGAAAGGCAUGAGAAAAAAAAAAGCAGCUGGAAGAAAUUUUUGUCCAAAACUUUCCGAGCACACGGGAAUCACUGUUUCUCGAGUGAAUCUCACAGAAAGUAACAGACAUCGCGUCUUUUUUUGUUAUCUAUUAAACAACACAACCCGUGUGCAUUAGUUCAUCGAUGGGUCUACCGACGCUGGAGUUCAGCGACUCUUUCCUGGACAGUCCGGAGUUCAGAGAGAGACUGCAGUGCCAUGAGAUAGAGCUGGAGCGCACCAACAGGUUUAUAAAAGACCUGAUCAAAGAUGGAAACAUGCUCGUAUCUGCUCUCAAAAGUCUUUCUCUUGCUGUUCAGCGGUUCUCUCAGUCUCUCCAGGAGUUCCAGUUUGAAUGUAUCGGAGAUGCUGAGACAGAUGAUGAGAUCAGUAUAGCUCAGUCAUUGAAGGAGUUCUCCCAGCUGUUGAGCACCAUGGAGGAGGAGAGAAAACGACUGAUCCAGAAUGCAGACGACGUGCUGAUCUCACCACUUGAGAGGUUUCGUAAGGAGCAGAUUGGAGCUGUUAAGGAGGGAAAGAAACAGUUUGACAAGGAGACAGAAAGAUACUACUCUGUUCUGGAGAAACACCUCAGCCUGUCCUCCAAAAAGAAGGAAUCGCAGCUCCUUGAGGCUGAUUCACAGAUGAGUAAAGACAGGCAAGUCUUCUAUGAUGCAUCGCUGCAGUACGUGUUCAAGAUCCAAGAAGUGCAGGAGAGAAAGAAGUUUGAAUUUGUUGAGCCGUUAUUGGCCUUCCUGCAGGGUUUGUUUACAUUCUACCAUGAGGGCUACGAGCUGGCCAAUGAGUUUGAUCCCUACAAGCAGCAGCUCCAGUUCAACCUGCAGAAUGCUCGCAAUAACUUUGAAAGUACGCGUGCUGAGGUUGAGAGGCUGAUGAAGAGGAUCCGCUCUGCAGAGGAAGACUUCAAAGCCCCCAGUUGCUUUACGAUGGAGGGAUUUCUAUACAUACAGGAGAAACGCCCAUUGGGCAGCGUGUGGACCAGAUACUACUGCACUUAUGAAAAAAGCUCCAAGAUGUUCAGCAUGAGCAACACAGAGGCCAGACCGGCCAGCAGACAGAACGGUGUGGUUAACGUCACACCGGAGGUGUUCAAGCUGCGCUCAUGCGUCAGAAGGAAGAGGGAUUCCAUUGACAAACGUUUCUGCUUUGACAUCGAGGUGGUGGAGAGACAUGGCGUCAUCACCCUGCAGGCGCUCUCUGAGGCCAACAGGCGGCUAUGGAUGGAGGCGAUGGAUGGAAAAGAGCCUAUUUACACUCUUCCUUCUUUGCUUAGUAAAAAGGAGGAGACUUUUCUCAACGAGGCAGGCCUCAACUUUGUGAAGAAAUGUAUUGAGCUGGUUGAAACAAGAGGCAUUACCACCCUGGGACUCUACAGGACCGGGGGAGUGAACUCCAAAGUGCAGCGGUUGAUGACCAGCGUGUUCUCAUCCACAGCUCCUGCUGAUAUGCAGCUGGACGCAGACGCCUGGGACAACAAGACCAUCACCAGCGGCCUCAAGAAUUAUUUCAGGUGUCUAGCAGAGCCACUUCUGACCUACAGACUGCAUAAAGAAUUCAUCAAGGCUGCGAAGUAUGAUGACCAGAAGUACAGAGUGAGAGCGAUACAUGCUCUCGUGCACAAACUACCAGAAAAAAACCGAGCCAUGUUGGAUCUCUUAACAUGCCACCUCCUCAAGGUGUCCUCCCACAGUGACCAGAACCUGAUGACUGUGUCCAACCUUGGAAUGAUCUUUGGUCCCACGUUAAUGAGGUCACAGGAGGAGACGGUGGCCGCGAUGAUGAACAUCAAGUUUCAGAACAUUGUGGUGGAGAUUAUCAUAGAAAACCACCACAAGAUCUUUGGCGAGGCUCCAGACCUGUCAUUGCCAUUACCUCCGGCUCCGUCCUCUCGGUCAACUCCUCGGAGGAACAAGGCCAUCUGUCUGUCUUCUGGAAAGAGGAAGGCCCGCCUCUACCCUCCUACUCUCUGCCUGGCAGACAACGACAGUGACACAUUCAGCAGCAGCCCCAGCACAACUCCGAUGGGCAGCCAGGAGUCUCUGUCCUCACAUUCUUCUGAAAAAAACGGACUGUCUCAGACAUCCCCUCCUUCCUCUCCUACUGCCGAGCCUGACUCGACCACCAAAGCUCAGCUGUCUCCUCCUGCAGCUUCCUCCUUCUCCUCAUCCAACAUCUCUUUAAAUGGGAAGGAUCAGGAACAGCAGGCCAACGGCGCCGCCUCCCCUCGCCUCACGUCUUCCUCUUCCUGGACCUCCUCCCAGCUCCCUCCUGCCCAGCAGACUUCCUCUGUGUCCUCCUCCAUGUCCUCUUUACUCUCUGAAGACCGGACUCUGUCUGUCAAAGGAAACUCAACAGCCUCCUUGUCAUCUAUAAAAGAAUCAAGAACUCCCUCCAUAGCCUCCUUGUCCGGCCAGCACUCCUCUGUGGAGCGAGCCUCCUCUCUCAGGGAGGGUCAACCCAUGCAGAGAGUGUCAUCUGUUUCCUCUCUAAAGAGCACUCAUUCAGUGGAUCAAAAAAACACCUCCUCCAUUGUCAAAGAAACCAAAGUGGCAGACUCUACCUCUCCUUCACGCCAACACAGAAACAUUUACAGGACAGCCUCUUCUUCCUCUUCCUCCUCCUCUUCAUUAUUUCCCUACCGGCUUUCAACGUCUUCCUCUCUCACUUCCCUACACAUCUCUGAGGAUUACAAAAGCUGUCAUGGAUCAGUACAGAGUCUCAUGUCACUGGAGCCGCGAGAUGCAACACAAACACGAAGAAUGACACACAUUCGCUGUGGCUCUGAUCUCACCGGGAAACACUCUGCAGCCACCACAUCCAGUAACGGCUACCAGAGGCCGGUGUCAGUAUUAUCAGCCAGACUGGCGCAGCGUGAGAGCUCAGUCUUCUCCUCAGCGUUAGACAUUUGUUCCACAGGACGGGACGCAAAAGCUCUUUAUUCCUGUGAGGCAGAGCACAGCCACGAGCUCAGUUUUCCACAGGGGGCGCUAUUCACAAAUGUGUACCCGUCUGUGGAACCAGGUUGGCUUCAGGCGACGUACAACGGCAGAACAGGCCUCGUACCUGAAAACUACAUCUCAUACAUGUGAUGUCAUCAACCCAUCACUGACUCACAACAAGAUGUAGAUUAGACUUUAGGGCUGUACAGUACAUAGUUCAUACAGUCAUUCUCUGCGCUGCUGAUCGAAGAUAUAAUAUAUUUAUCAUGUAACUGUGACUGUUAUCACUGAAUCACUGGGGCUAGACAUAAAUGAUGUAUUUACAUAGGACUACUUUGUGCGACCACGAUUUGUUAUUAACCUGAUUAUAUAACAAUAACUGUUCAAAUCUGGAUUUCUUGUUUUUUUUUAUUUUCCUCCAGUCUCUUAAAGAUAUGCGCUUGUUUUAAUGUUCAUGAUCAGCAUUCUCGCAGUAAUCUGCAAAAGGCAGUGUCUAUUAAUAUUAGUCAUUUUUGUGUUUGUAAAUAAUCAUGUUAAGUUUAAAUGUCUUCACCUCUGUGCCUUCAACAGUAUGAACUGAUAUGACUGAAUCCUGCCUCAAGAUUUCUUUUCUGCUGUCCUUCAGUUUUCAUUCUGUCUAAAUAAACUCUUGUCUUUGAAAACA